AUGAUAUUGAAUAGGUGGACAGCAUUUGGAACGAAACCUGUUCCAUCAAAAGAAGCCAUCGGUACAAAAUUGCUGAAAUUAUCAUGUGAAUGCCAAUUUAUUGAAUAUCUGGAUACCGUUGAAAAUGGACAGUUGAAUGAACAGAAAAGCAUAUGCGAAAGCGUGUCCAGUCAAAGAUGCGGAUGUUAAAAUAUUGGAAAUUUUUACAAAAUCAGAAGAAGAUUCAAUACCGAUAGAUUUUGAUCCGGAUUUUAUUUUGUGUUCCAUAAUGAGCCAAAGAAUUAUGGAGCCAAUGUAUCCGGAGUAUAGAAAGAUUGCAACAAUUACAUCAAUUAUUGGAAUAUCAUCUCGACCGGAAUGGUACACUUCGUCGACCUGGUCGCUUUCAAAAGGAGAUUUCACUGCGAAUUCCUGAUGAAAUUGCUCGAUUGGAUAUACUCCAGAAAAUAUGUCGAGUGAAAUUGGCGGAGGAUGCGAGUCUGAGAGAAAUCGCUCGUAUUACCCCUGGUUUUCUCGGAGUUGACUUGCAUGCUUUGAUUGCGGAAGCCGCAAAAAUUCGACUCGAGCGUCUUAUUGGAGUGACUAAAACGACAAAGAGAAAUUUGGGAGUUAAACAAGUCGAUGAAAAACUAGAUAAAGGUACAGUGAUAGUUGUAUUUUGAAGAAUUUCAUUUUUGAUUUUCAGUUGUCAAAUGGUUGAAGGCAAAUGACGAUCCAUCAGAAUUUGAUAGUAUUUCGGGAGGUCAUGUUGUUUCGCUUGAAGAUUUCCAAAUUGCUCACGGGAGAAUUCAGCCAACUAUGAAACACGGUGGGUUUGCGAAUGUUUCGAAAAUCAAGUGGAGUGAUAUUGGAUCACUUCGGCAGCAACUGGAAUUGUCUAUAUUAAACCCGAUAGCCGGAUGACUAUGCUAAACUUGGAAUCAAAAUCAAAGCAGAAGGAAUUUUACUGUGCGGACCUCCGGGAAGUGGAAAAACCACAAUCGCUAAAGCCAUUGCGAAUGAAACCGGUAUCUCGUUUUUGAGUGUUAAAGGACCCGAAUUGUUGAAUGCAUAUAUUGGUGAGAGUGAAAAAGCCGUUAGAAAUCUAUUUCAAAAGGCCAGACAGUGCCAGCCUUCUAUAAUAUUUUUUGAUGAGAACGAUUCGUUGUGUCCGAAAAGAUCGCAAAAUGAAAACGGUGGAACAAAAAUUGUGAAUCAAUUAUUAACGGAAAUGGAUGGAAUAGAAGGCAGAGAUAUGGUAUCUUUGAUAGGCGCCACCAACAGACCUGAUGUAUUGGAUCCAGCUGUUUUGAGAACCGGAAGAUUCGGAAAAAUAUUAUUCGUUGGUUUUCCAAAUGCUGCAGAACGCGCAGAUAUUAUGCGAAAAAUUAGCAAGGUAAUUUUUGGGAAAGUGGGAUGGUCAUACAUGAACUAGUCGCUCCGGGGACUCUCGAGUUAACCCCCCCCCUUCCAGGGAAAAUUUUCGAAAAGUUAACCCCCUAACUCAUUUUUUGCUGAUUUUUUAUCACAAAAAGCAUAAAACACCCUAACAUUUUCAAAAGUUAAGCCCCUACCUCUAAAAAUCCACCAGAAGUUAACCUCCGAAUUUGGAACUUUAUUUCACACAUUUCAAAUAAUUUUCCACUAAUACUCCAGAUGUCGGAAAAAAUCCCAACAUUAAAAUAAUAUAUUUGCUUAUUUUUCUACCUACGAUAAUAUUUAUUAUUUUUCCAGGGAGGUCAAGAGCCAAAAAUGGAUAAUGAUGUGGAUUUUGAGGAAAUUUCACAAUGGGAGAAGUUGAAUGGUUUUGUGUUAGUUUUUUUUUGAAUAAUGAUUAUUUAUCCCAAUGACAAUUGCUUUGUUUUCAGAGGAUCCGAUUUGAAUGAAUCAAUCACCGAAGCCUCUUUAAUCGCUCUCCAACAAAGGAUCAAUCAAAAAGAUGAGACAGUGUGCGAAGAGCUGAUUCAUCCAAGCUCUUCCGCGAAUUCGACCAACAGUCAAUAA
Messenger RNA from Caenorhabditis angaria, 1983 nucleotides. The record is from the annotation of a GenBank genome assembly. Lineage: Eukaryota; Metazoa; Nematoda; Chromadorea; Rhabditida; Rhabditidae.